Molecule: messenger RNA, 3079 nt
Organism: Styela clava
Lineage: Eukaryota; Metazoa; Chordata; Ascidiacea; Stolidobranchia; Styelidae
Product: molybdenum cofactor sulfurase-like
Biological process (GO): Mo-molybdopterin cofactor biosynthetic process
Molecular function (GO): pyridoxal phosphate binding; molybdenum ion binding; molybdenum cofactor sulfurtransferase activity
Source: RefSeq, a predicted model, not a curated record
UAAAUUUGGCAGUUGAAAGUUAACUGAAAGCUGGAAUAUAACCCAGCACUGAUUACAGGGUUAUCAACCUGCCAAUAAAAACGUUUGGUUUUAGUCUGGUAGCUAGAGUUACAUUUUGGCAAUGCAAUGGAAGAAUUCUCAUCGAAAAUCGAAUCCCUCCGAGAAACAGAAUUUAGUCGACUUGUUGAUCAGGUAUAUUUGGAUCAUGCAGGAAGUGCACUUCAUGGAAGUUCACAAAUUGAAAGUUAUGCACAUGCUUUGGAGAACAAUUUACUUGGAAAUACACACAGCAAAAGCUCAUCUAGCGAACUCAUGGGUGAUAUCAUUUCCCAUGUUCGAAAUAAAGUUCUUGAAAGUUUAAAUGUCACAGAUGAUGAUUUUGAUGUGAUUUUUACAUCAGGUGCAACUGAAGCACUGAAAUUAGUGGGUGAAUAUUUUGACUGGGGACCUGGAUCAACUUUUACAUAUUUAGAAGACAACCACACAUCAGUCGUUGGAAUUAGAGAGUUGGCGGCUAUGAAAAAUGCUUCUUCAUACUGUCUUUCUCCUGUAAUGAAAGAUAGUAAUUGCAACAUAUAUGAUUUAUCGCAAUAUGAUUGCAAGCUCGUAAAGUCUGUGCAAACUGAAGGUGAUCAAGUUUGUCAAGAUUCUAGCUCCUGCCUUUUCGCAUUUCCAGCAAUGAGCAAUUUCUCUGGUGUGAAAUAUCCUUUAACCUGGAUAAAGGAUUUUCAAAAUGAUAACUUGUCAAUGAAUCUGAAAUUGUCAUCUAGUGAUUCGCGGUGGUAUGUUCUGUGUGAUUGUGCAGCAUUUUGUUCAACGUCUCCUUUUGACCUUAAACAAAAUCCCGCAGAUUUCAUUACAAUUUCAUUUUAUAAAAUAUUUGGAUUUCCAACUGGUCUUGGUGCUUUAUUGAUAAAAAAAUCGAGUACUAAUGUUCUCUGCCAUAAAAGAUAUUUUGGAGGUGGGUCAGUUGCAGGGUGGCUCGCUUCGGAUGACUUCUUCUUACCAAAACCUGAUGUACACGAAAAAAUGGAAGAUGGAUCUAGUAAUUUUUUAGGCAUUCUCGCAUUAAAACAUGGCUUUGAUUUUUUUUAUCGGCUAGGAUUAGAUGGAAAGUCCAUUCAAAUGUAUACAUUUACACUUUGGCAGAAACUUCAUAAUGAUAUGAUUCAAUUGAAACAUUGGAAUGAAUCUCCUGUUGUGAAGAUAUAUCGAUACAGAGAUUCAGGGCGAACUGAUAGUAGCAAGCAAGGCCCAAUUCUGGCUUUCAAUGUUAUGCGAUCAGAUGGAAGCUUUGUAGGUUUCAAUCAUGUGAUGCAACUUGCAAAUAACUGCAAAAUUCAUUUGAGAGGCGGAUGUUGCUGUAAUUUAGGUGCUUGUUCUUCUAUGCUUGGUAUUUCUCGUGAAGUGAUGUUGAAAGCAUACCAAGAUGGCCAUGUUUGUGGUGAUAAAAUUGACCUUAUCAUGGGUCAGCCCAUUGGCAUUGUUCGUAUUUCCUUGGGCUAUUGUUCAACACAGAAGGAUAUUGAAAAGUUUAUAGAAUUUUUGUCUGAAAAUUUCGUUGAAAAAUCAGUGGAUAAUCUCAGAAGUGACUUAAACAACUUAAGUCUAUCAAGCAAAAAUGGUACGAUCAUUUUGGAGAAAAUUGUUGUUUACCCAAUAAAGUCUUGUCAGGGAAUGGAGGUCAAUAGUUGGGAAAUAUGUGAAACAGGAUUGCUAUAUGAUCGCAUGUGGAUGAUAGUAGAUGAAAAUAAUGCCACUGUUACUUUAAAAAAGAAUUCAAAGUUGGUUUUGAUUUAUCCAUACAUUGAUGUUGAAAAUUCAAACCUGAUUUUAGUUCUGGAAGCAAACGGUUUUGAUAGGAUACAAGUUCCAAUCAUUUUGGAAAAUCCUAGUCGCACAUUACACCCAAACCCAUGUUGUGAGACUAAAGUUUGUGGUGACAAAGUUGAGGGGUUCGACUGUGGUAAUGAUGUAUCCAAUUGGCUUACAAAAGUCUUGGGCAAAAGGCAUCGCCUCUUACAGAAAGAUUUUGCGAAACCUAGAUUGACAAAAUCUGCACAAGAAAUUAAAAAUGGUGCUCCUCAAAUAUCUUUAGUAAAUUGGGCUCAGUAUCUCUUGCUAAAUCGUUCCAGCAUUGAAUAUUUGUACAACAAAACUGAAAUUGAGACGAACAACUCUCAGGAUCAAUCUAAGUUAAUUGACAGUUUUAUGAAGAGAUUCCGUGGGAAUUUCAUAAUAUCUGGAGCUGAUCCAUUAGCUGAGGAUACAUGGAAUGACAUAGUUGUCCACUCGGAAUCGAGAGAUAUCAGAUUCACAAAUGGUGAUCAUUGCAAUAGAUGUGGUUUGAUUUGUGUUGAUCCUGAAAAUGGAAUAAAGCAUGGCAACCCUUUGAGGGUCCUUGCUCAACUCAAAACUCCAGAUAAUACUCGAAGAAAAGCAACAUUGGGUGUGUAUUUUCAACAUGAACUGGCACUGUCAUCUAGUACUACUAUUUCUACUAAUUGCAAAAUAUCAGUGUUCAAAGCAGUAUCAUAGAUCUAAAUAUGUAAUUGAUUUUGAUAUCCAUGUGCAAUUAAUGGUACAAUAAUAAAUUUUUAAUAAUUAUCAAAGUAUUUAAUUGAACUUUUAUUUUGAUUUACAAAAUUUCAUUUUAUGUUUGUUGCUUUAAAACACCCCGAAAAUCUGGAAAAUAUUUUUAAAUAUACUGUAUGGUUGACUGAAAAUAUUGACUUGAAUAUUGCAACUUUCUAGUUAAUCAUUAUAAGACAAAGGUACUUUAUUUUUUUAAACAUAUACGGUACCUAUGAUAUUCAGCUCAAUCAUACUAUUUGUACAUAUCUGAUAUAGGCUAUAUUGCUCUGUACUUCUGUUGUGUGGAUCUUUUUGUUGCAAUCCAUUGCAUUAUAAUAAUUUUAUAUUUUGAAAUCAUGAUGCUCUUUAUCCUAUUAUCAUCUUCCAUUUCAUGUGCCAAUUUUUGCCUCAUAUUGUGUUUAAUUUUUCAUGCAGUAGAUUUAAUUUUGAUUUAUUGGAACUUAUUCAGAGCCUGAUAAUUAUUAAAUUUCGAUUAAUAAUGCCA